Caenorhabditis remanei is the source of this 612-nucleotide messenger RNA. RefSeq lists its product as uncharacterized. The record is from RefSeq and is a predicted model, not a curated record. The transcript has 3 exons. Bases 1 to 612 code for a protein of 203 amino acids. Lineage: Eukaryota; Metazoa; Nematoda; Chromadorea; Rhabditida; Rhabditidae.
AUGCUCUUCCUUGUAGUGCUAGCUGUGUUCGGUGUCCAAACUGAUGCCAGAAUCGACCCUCAGUAUUUGCCGUGUGCCGUACAUAAUGGCAGUGCUUAUGUCUACUCCCGCACUGCGGCCAACUGUUUGAAUGUCAUGUCGGAUGCCUAUUGUGAAAUCGCCUAUUCUAAACCAACCCCUGACGAAUCUAGACCAGCAGAAGGCAACGAUGCGCAACGAUCCCUUAUGUGUUACACCCUCGGUUACGCCACUCCCGCUCCAGCCAACGCCGACGCCGAAUCUGUCGCUGUCGCUAGCUGUCCGAAGACUUGUGGAGUGUGUUGUUUGACGAGUGCCUACAAAUGCAACAACCGUGUUGCGCCUCGAGUCAACUGUGCUACCGUAUCCAAAGCCAUGUGUCUCUCGCCGAUCUGGCGUCAGAUUCUCGCAGAAGACUGCCCGGCGGAGUGCGGAUUCUGUGAUCUGAAUGGAUGCAUCGAUCUGGUUGUUGGGUGUGAAAAUGACCCAAUGAUUUGCUAUACGGCGGGAUUGGAGGACUUUGUGAAUACGAAUUGUAGAAGAACUUGCAAUAAGUGCAAUGUGCAGCCGCCGUGUCCAGGAGGAGGCAGAUAA